GAGAAAGCCAAGGACGAGCAAGGUUUUGGGAUCAGUUGGUCCGUUCUCUUUCGCCAAGGGUAUAGAGACGGUGAAAGAAUGGCUGCUGCUGCUUCUUCGUCAUCCACUUCAGUUGCCGAAUACCCAAGAUAUGAACUUGGAAAGCAGAUAAGAAACCAUGAGGUUGCAAUUGCUGAGUUGAAUAACCUCUCUUCCUCUAGGGCUGUAUAUCAGAAAAAUGGUACUAUUUUCUUCCGUACAAGCAUCCAGAAUGCAAUAACAGCUGAGCAAAGACAACUUGAUUUGGCCAAGGCUAACCUGCAAAAGUUGAGUGCAGCUUAGUUUCACCAUAUAAAACAACAUUCAUCCAACUC
Molecule: messenger RNA, 353 nt
Organism: Telopea speciosissima
Lineage: Eukaryota; Viridiplantae; Streptophyta; Magnoliopsida; Proteales; Proteaceae
Exons: 4
Coding region: 79-321 (80 amino acids)
Biological process (GO): protein folding
Cellular component (GO): prefoldin complex
Source: RefSeq, a predicted model, not a curated record